AUGGCCAAUGUUGAGCGUACGGCGAAAGAUACUAUGAACGUUGUGACGGAGUCAGGAUCGUCUAACGAAACACCGGAAAUAAAGCGGGGCAGUGGCGCUCUUUGCAAAGACAUUGCAUCUGAAUCCCAGGUGAUGGCCUGCGACUAUAUAAACUUUCGACUCGGUCGAGAAGGAUACUUUUGGAGGGAAUGUCCGGAACUACCGUGUCCGAACGACAUUCGGUUGUGUAUGCGCAGUAUGGGUGAGGAAUUCGAGAAAUUAUACUGUCGACAGUUCAGCUCAAUGACCGAUGCAUUGAAUAUCAGUCCGGCCAUCGCGUUUCCCACAUUUCACGAGGUCUGCGAAGAGCUUUUCAACGACGGUAUUACAUGGGGCCGAAUUGUUGCUCUGUACGCGUUUGGAGGCACUCUUGCAGUUCAGUUCUUGCGCAAGGGCAUGGAGGAACUGACGUCUUGUACGGCCGACUGGGUAGCCCAGUACACGCAGCAACAACUUUCUCAGUGGAUUGCCGAAAACGGCGGAUGGGUGUGUAGAAUUUUUUACUUCGCCUUUUUUUUAAACUACUUCGUCUUUUCGUUCGCUUUAUUUCGAAUCCAAUGA
Messenger RNA from Soboliphyme baturini, 600 nucleotides. NCBI's taxonomy places the organism in Eukaryota, Metazoa, Nematoda, Enoplea, Dioctophymatida, Soboliphymatidae. The record is from the annotation of a GenBank genome assembly.